CGUUGAGACAUUUGUGUAAAUUAUUUUGUUAAAUUUUGGAUACGCGUUAAAAAUGCCUUUAAUAUCAAAAUUCACGAAUUAUUCCCCGAUGUAUGAUGUCGACUAUGGGUACGACAAAGAUAGAAGUCCAAAGACGCAAAAACGAAAUCAAAACAUUAAGAAAAUCAAAGAGGAAUUUUACAGUCAGAUGGACAAGGAACUGGGCGGCGAUAAAGUAAAGAAAAAUAAGAAAAACAUCGAUAAGACUCAAGGUAAAAAUGCUCAACAAAAUGACCUAAAAAUUACCCAAAAAAUGACAAAAGAGAAACAAGUCAUCACCCAAUCAAAAGUACAGAAUGUCCCUAAGAAAAAGAAAUCAAAAAGUUGUUCAGAUCGACUGUUUGCCUUGGCUUUGCCUAAAAGAAGCACGAUCGUGCAAAAUUAUCAAUAUUAUCAACACGUUUUACCCCCAAAAUCCAUUGAAAAAUUUAAAGAAUUAUUGGACACAUAUAGCGAAAAUAUCUACCCAAAUCAUUAAUUUGUCGUCAAAAAUCAUAUGUAGAAAAAUGUAUUGUGUAGAGUAACGUCCUAAUAAAAUAUUGAUCA
Molecule: messenger RNA, 585 nt
Organism: Brassicogethes aeneus
Lineage: Eukaryota; Metazoa; Arthropoda; Insecta; Coleoptera; Nitidulidae
Source: the annotation of a GenBank genome assembly